AUGAUGGUCGCGGGCGUCGUCCUGUUCUGUCAUGAGCUGCUGUCCGUCGAGCAGCUCCCCAUGGUGGGGAUCGUGACCCCGUCGCGUGCGCGUGAAGAGAUCGCCCGUCCCUUCCCGGUCGCUUUUGCGAGCAACCACCUCGACGGCCUCCUCAGCAAGCAAGUGCUUUGCCACCCUGCUGUCGAGCUGUUGUUCUCGACAAUCUUACUUUUCUCUCUGUUGCGUCGCAAGUGGAUGAAGAAGCAGCUUCGCGCCGAGUACGCGACGACCCAUCAGGCUCCGACCGUGCACGACCAAGAAGUGUUGAAACUGAUCGACCUUCGGCUGGAGUUGAACGAGGAUUUUGAUCUGCUGACGACGACGCCCUUGUCGAGCCCCUAUGAAAACGGCGCGGCAGCUCGUGUCGUGCAUGGGGUGCGCCGGAUUCUGUCGAAAUGGAACGCCUUCAUCGAGCAGCCUCGGAAGGGCGAUCUCGUUACUCUCGGGAGAACGAACCCUGGCCCAGAUGCGCUUCCGGUGUUCAUGGCCAAGCUGUUUUCGAGAAAGAUCGUCCAGGUUGAGGAGGGAGCAGGUGCGGGAGGGGGUGCCGACCACGAGGGAGGAGGCAAGGAGUCGGCACACGUCGUUGUUGAGUACAGCGUCGAGGAGGAGGAGGAGGAGAUCGAGGAGGAUACAUCGAGGCAGGCUCAGCACGGGGCGAGCGGCCGGGGCGGCGAUGCGAACAUGGACGAGGACUCGAGCUCGGGAUCGAGCUCCGGCUCGAGCUCGAGCGAUGAGUCGGACGAGGACGACGGCGAGGGCGCCGGACAUAGCACGGAGCGUACGGGAGAGCACGGAGUGGCGCUCGGGGAGCGGGUGGACGAGCGGGUGAAGCUUAUCGAGCAGCAGGCGACGGGGAAAACGAUGGCUGUAGAGGAGCAGGUGGGUGGAGCGGCUGCGCAGGAGGGUGGGGUCGGAGGGCAGCAGCAGGUGGGCGAGGCGGCUGCGCAGGAAGGCGGGGCAGGAGGGCAGCAGCAGGAGGGCGUGGCGGCUGCGCAGGAGGGUGGGGCAGUAGUGCAGCAGCAUGAGUUUAGGGUUGCGGCUGCGCGGGUGGGUGGGGCGGGAGGGCAGGAGAAGGAGGGCGGGGAGGCUGCUGAGGAGUAUCGUCGAGGAGAUGAGCGACAGGCCACAGUAACAAGGAGACACCGCACGGCCAGUGGCAGCGGACAGGCGGGCCCUUCGACCGGAGGGCCUUCGACGGCAGGCCAAUCGACGGCGAUUGGUGCACCCGGAGACCAGGUCGUCGAGCUUCUGCAGAGGGUCGAGAAGGUCGAGGCGUCGCAGAAGCAGCUAGUCACCGACAUGUUUGCGAAACACACUGAGCAAGCCGCAGUAUUCAACACGCUUGCUGCGGAUUUUCGGACGGCCUGGAAUACGAUUUCGGAGUCGUCGAAGAGCACACUGUCGCAGUGCGCCGAGGCUGUGAAGGGUGUCACGGCGGAGAGGAAACUGUUGGAAGGGGCGCGGGCGAAGAUCGACGAGAUGACCGGGAAGAUCAUCGAGGGGGUGGCAGCCGCCAUCACAAAAGCGAGCGAGGACGCCGUCGAGAAGCAGCUCAAGCAGGUCGAGGAGCGGCUCGUUGCUGCGGUGCUGAAGGGUUUCGAGAAAGCCAUGGCGAAGGACAUGUUCUGCUCCACCCUCCCUCCCGAGACCAUGAAGGAGCUGAAGGACAUUGUGAGGGAAGGCUACAAUGAAGCCGAAGAUGGGAGACUGGAAGCCCUCACCGAAGCGAUGGCGAGAGGUUUCCAGCGCUCGGCGGGCCCGUCGACGAGGUCGCGUCAGGAGGGUGUGGGAGGGGUUCGCAGCGGCGCUGAGCCUCGUGGUCACGAGCGGUCGGUUCCUCCGUCUUCUUCGGUGGGAGGACAUGUCGGCAGCCCGGUUGCAUCCCCACCGGCGCGUGGCCGUCAUCCCGUCGCCAAGCCCGUCGAGGAUAACGAGGUCAUCGUGCUCGACCAGUCGCCCCUCCCGAAGACCUCCGUAGCGGCUCCUAUCCCUCCACCUGAUGCGUUCGCUUCGAUGCGGGACAUGCUGCAGGGCCUGGGGAAAACGGGUGGGAAAGGAGUGGUUGCGGGGGAGAAAAGUGGUGCCCCGAACGAACACGUAGCCUCGACCGGGAAUAGAGCCCUUGGAAAGCGAGGUGCCUCUACCCCGUCCGGCGGCGGUGCGGGGAAAGGAGCGGGAGAGGCAACCGCUGGGUUGAUGUCGAAGAGUAAAGGAGCAUCAGCUGCGCAGAGCGGUGCUGCUGGCCGAGCUGUCGAGCAUGUGGGAAAUUGGGCGUCGUCCUCAACCCCUCCAGUUGCUCCUGUCGCCGCUGCUCCGGCCCUAGGCAACGUUUGCCUUAGCGAACCGGGCUCCCCUUCGACGUCGAAGAAGAAGCCGGCUGCGACGAAGUCGUCGAAGCGCUCUGCACAUGCGACAGAGAGCCUUGACGUCGUGGAGACGGCCAUCGUCCCUGGUCAGGCGCCUGUCGAGAAGACCACUAUUGUCGUUGCUGCUCGACAGGAAAAGUCGAAGAAGGCCAGGCUGAUGGGUUACACCCCACCUCCUCCCCCGGACGACCAAGGCAAGACGAGGGGCUGCAAAGCUCCCUUCAAAGGACAGGGUUUCGGGUUGCGGAAGGGGAAGCUCCGAGCAGACCGUCAGCGGGAGGAAGCGGUUCUUGGGACACUUCGACACGGAGAAGGACCAAAAGUGCUGUACGGCCAUCUGCUGGCGCGUGUACUUCCCCGACAUACUCCUUACCGAGUACGAAGCGUUUACGGCGCAGGAUGA
Messenger RNA from Closterium sp. Yama58-4, 2811 nucleotides. The record is from the annotation of a GenBank genome assembly. Lineage: Eukaryota; Viridiplantae; Streptophyta; Zygnematophyceae; Desmidiales; Closteriaceae.